ACUAGAGAACUUCAAAGACCGGAUCUGAGGUAGCUUAGUUGAAAGAGAAAACAAAUAUUUUGUAACUAGGAGUUGUGCCAUUAGGGUUCAACCAGUGUUUAUAAGUAUCAUUAUCAUUAUAUUUAUACUUUUCUGAAAAUACAAAAAAUAUCGGUUUCAUAUUUAUGAUAUUAUGAAUUUCGAUGUGUUCCUUGUCUCUUGGCGUCAUUUGUGUGCGUUCUUUACGGCGUGAACCCACGCAUAGGCAAAGCGAUCCAUGUCUGGUGUUUUAUUGGGGUUAGUUACUGUUUAACAUCUCCACCCAACUUUCAGUUUGUUUAGUAAAUCGAUCUAAUGAGGCUCCCCCAACACCACCAAUAGUAUUGUCCAUUUUGACAUGUUAAACACUUAAUUUGCUCUCUAUAUCAGCCUAAAUAUAAUAUCUAUUAGGAUAAAGCGUUUUGGUUUUGGUGGAUUAAUGCAAAUCGUUGUUGGACGUGGAGAAGAAAACAUGCCGACAGAGCCCGACAUCAGUCAAGGAGAAAAUGGCGUGAGCUCCAACUGCGCAAUCUGUGGCGAUAAAGCCACAGGUAAACAUUAUGGUGCCUCCAGCUGUGAUGGCUGCAAAGGAUUCUUCCGCCGGAGCAUCCGGAAAAGUCAUGUCUACUCUUGCAGGUUUAACCGUCAGUGUGUUGUUGAUAAAGACAAAAGGAAUCAGUGCCGUUUCUGCAGACUUCACAAAUGCUUUCGAGCUGGAAUGAAGAAAGAAGCUGUGCAAAAUGAACGGGACCGUAUCAGCUCGAGGAGGACCAUGCAAGACUCCCAUGACCUGCCGCCAAUCACGGCCCUGGCUCACGCUGAAGCUCUCUCGCAGCAGCAGAUCAGCCCAAUGGGCCCUGCUGAUGUUUCAGAGAAAAAAUCAGCCACUAUCAGUGACGUCUGUGAAUCUAUGAAGCAACAGCUGCUUGUUCUGGUAGAGUGGGCUAAAUACAUCCCAGCCUUCGGCGAAUUGCCACUUGAUGACCAGGUUAGUUUAUUAAGAGCUCAUGCCGGAGAGCAUCUUCUGCUUGGUGUGGCUAAAAGGUCAAUGCCAUACAAAGAUCUCUUGCUUCUAGGAAAUGGCUGCGUUGUCCAUCGAAACUGCCCAGAGCCAGAAAUCAGUCGCGUAUCUAACCGAGUCUUGGAUGAACUGGUUCUACCCUUCCAGGACAUCCAAAUUGAUGACAAUGAAUACGCAGCUCUAAAGGCAAUUGUGUUCUUCGACCCUGACGCCAAAAGCUUAAGAGAUCCUUCUAAGAUCAAGGCGAUGCGCUAUCAGGUUCAAAUGAGUCUGGAAGACUACAUUAAUGACCGGCAGUAUGACUCGCGUGGGCGAUUCGGGGAGCUUUUGCUGCUUCUUCCUACUCUGCAAAGCAUCACCUGGCAGAUGAUUGAGCAGCUACAGUUUAUCAAGCUUUUCGGUCUCGCCAAGAUAGAUAACCUGCUGCAGGAGAUGCUUCUUGGGGGUCUAACCACGGAGCAACCUCAUUUACAUCACAAUGGUCACCCUCAGAUUCCAAUAAUGGGACAGACCCUAGUCAUUAGCUCCAUCCCAGGACCUGCACACUCACAGCAGAUGGCAUCCCCAGAUACCCCCAUUCCAUCUCCCACUUCAGUACAGGAGGUGUACAAGCCCCCCGGCAGCCCGAAUCUCUUGCUCCUGCCACAGCCCAUGCCAAACAGACCCUCUCCCGAGCAUCCUCUUUGAGCCUCCUCUCUGCUGCGGGCCCUGUGCGUUUGUACAGUGUAUGUGUAAACUGUGUGAAUUAUGCCAUUCCCACAUCCAGCGCAACAUAUUUAUCUGAUCGAAAUAGAAUUUUGCACGAAAAAAAAAAUCACAUUUAUUGUCUAAGUGGUUCACCCCUAACUGAAAAAGGUAUUUCAUCAAAAAUUUAUUUCUCCUUGUAUCAGCCUACAGCUGGUAACCUAUAGUAAAUAUAGACAAAUGUAUAUUAGUUUUUAAUAAAUUAUUGUUAGUUUAAAAGAGGCUUAUCAACAUUUUUUUGUAUUAAUAAAAACUCAAGAUUUAAUUUAUUAAUAAAAAUAUACUAUGCAACUCUAAAGAAAAGUAAAAGUUUGCUUGAAAUGUGCCCUUAAACACAAUAAAUGCUCUUAGUGCCUGA
Messenger RNA from Carassius auratus (goldfish), 2141 nucleotides. RefSeq names its product hepatocyte nuclear factor 4-gamma-like. Bases 458 to 1726 code for a protein of 422 amino acids. Gene Ontology annotation, molecular function: nuclear steroid receptor activity; RNA polymerase II cis-regulatory region sequence-specific DNA binding; zinc ion binding. NCBI's taxonomy places the organism in Eukaryota, Metazoa, Chordata, Actinopteri, Cypriniformes, Cyprinidae. Gene Ontology annotation, biological process: regulation of DNA-templated transcription. Gene Ontology annotation, cellular component: nucleus. The transcript has 10 exons. The record is from RefSeq and is a predicted model, not a curated record.